Messenger RNA from Theileria parva strain Muguga, 641 nucleotides. RefSeq names its product iron-sulfur cluster assembly accessory family protein (gene iscA). Gene Ontology annotation, cellular component: cytoplasm. NCBI's taxonomy places the organism in Eukaryota, Apicomplexa, Aconoidasida, Piroplasmida, Theileriidae. Gene Ontology annotation, molecular function: 2 iron, 2 sulfur cluster binding. The coding region runs from base 110 to 583 and encodes 157 amino acids. The record is from RefSeq and is a predicted model, not a curated record. The transcript is spliced from 2 exons. Gene Ontology annotation, biological process: iron-sulfur cluster assembly.
AUUUACAUUUAAUAUGUUUUGUAUUUUUAGUAUUUGUUAUUUUUACGAUUUUAAAUAAUUUUUAGCACUUGAUAGUAAAUUAUGAUAACCACAUCCGCCAUUCAUACUAAUGUUCACUGGAUUCUUUCGGAAUGUAGUUUUGUCUUACAGAAAUGUUUUUAAAAGUAAAUGUUACAAUAGAUAUUAUUCAAAGGAUUUAACUAAGAAAAUAUUUCCCUCAGAAGUUCUAAAUUCCAGGAGAAAACUCAAGAAAGAUAUCGUAUCUCUUUCUCAAAACGCUUUAAAUCGCCUAUAUGAGAUUAUCGCAGACACUGAUAAAAUUGUAUACUUGUCACUAAGAGUCAAGGGCUGUAACGGAUAUGUGUAUGAAAUGAGCCUAGUUGAGGAUUCAUAUUUAAAGGAAAUGGACGAAAGAAUAUAUGACACUAACGGCAAACUUAUUUUAGGGAUUGAAAACAAAGCUGCCUUCUACUUACUGGGAAGUUAUGUAGACUACUCUAAGGAUGACCUGUCGGAGGGUUUCACAUUUGAUAACCCUAAUGUAACAUCUAAAUGUGGUUGUGGUAUGAGUUUUAGAUUUUAACAGUCCACCACAACAAAUCACACCUCACUUAAUGUUAAUGUAUAAUAAAUUUAAAUAA